This is a messenger RNA of Tachysurus fulvidraco (yellow catfish), 7039 nucleotides long. RefSeq names its product transforming growth factor, beta receptor III (gene tgfbr3). NCBI's taxonomy places the organism in Eukaryota, Metazoa, Chordata, Actinopteri, Siluriformes, Bagridae. The record is from RefSeq and is a predicted model, not a curated record. The transcript is spliced from 17 exons. The coding region runs from base 312 to 2747 and encodes 811 amino acids.
CCUCCUCAUGGAGUACACACUGCGAGCGCGGAUAAAACUUUUUGAGACCUCUUACUCACGUUAUUAUCCCGAAAUCUCGUCUUACAGCUGAUGACAUUAAUGCACGGAGACUGCGUGAUGCCCGUAUGACGUUUACUUAAACAAAAGGAACCGGUAACUUUGGCUUUGGGUUUGUUUCUGUCGCUGCUCUAAACUUCAACUCACACAAGAAGUUUGCACUGACUGUGAAGACUGGCUGCUGGUGUGGAGUAUAUUGACGAGAAACUCUACCCUCACUUCUGGAAAUCUCUUGUGUUCACUUCCCCUGCACGAUGGGACACACACUUCUGGUAGUCGUCCUGCUCUUUGCCCUCAGCAGUAUGAUUUCUGCAGGUGUACUGUCACGUAGCCCAUGUGAGUUAUUACCUGUUGGAGAAGGUCACCCCGUGCAGGCCCUGCAGAAGAGCUACACAGCUCUAUCAGGUUGUGCGAGCCGUGGAACCACCAGCCUCUCUCAGGAAGUUCACAUCAUCAACCUGCGCAGCAGCAACACAGAGGAAAUGACAGAGAAACCUGAGGUGGCAUUACACCUGUGUCCCAUCCACUCCCUAUCCGUGCACCAAAAGCCGCUGGUCUUUGUGCUCAACUCACCCAAACCGUUCCAGUGGAGGAUCCAUGCAAGCAACCUGGCUCCUGGAAUUAAAAGGAUCUUCUACGUGUCAGAUGGGUCUGUUGUGCAGUUUGAGGAUGGAAAUCCGUCUCUUUUUGGCGAGGUUCACACAGAGGCGUUACCGCAUGGAAACGAGCACCUGAUGUCCUGGGCUAAACGUCUGUACAAUGCCGUCACUUCAUUUACCGAGCUUAAGAUGACCCAUGACGUCUACAUCAAAGUGGGAGAAGAUCCAGUAUUUUCUGACACUUGCAAAAUCGACAACAAAUUCCUGUCUCUAAACUACCUGGGGAGUUAUUUCCAGCCUCAGGCAUCCAGAGGCUGUGUCCUCUCUGGUCCAGACGUCCCUCAAGAGGUCCACAUCAUCGAGCUGCAGGCCCCAAGCUCCAGCAGUGCGCUGCAGGUGGACGUGACUGUGGAUUUGAAGCCAGUGGAGCCAGAAAUCCCUCUGCAUCGUGACAUUGUGUUGCUCCUCAGAUGUGAGAAGUCUGUGAACUGGGUGAUCAAGGCCCACAGUAUCAUCGGCAAACUGCACAUAGUGACAUCAGACAGCGUUAGCUUGAAUGCUAGCACUGAGAGACUGAUGCAGGUCUCGAAGGCGGUGAAGCAGAAGCUGCCUGCUGGAGCUCAGGCUUUGAUCCAGUGGGCCGAGGAGAACAACUACAGCCCAGUCACUUCCUACACCAGCACUGCAGUGGCCAAUAUCUUCUACCUGCGUGUUAAAGAAGCAGGAAUGGUGAAUCCAUUUGAGAGCAUGCUUCCCCCUGAGCUCUCUAUCCUGCGAAACACUGAUCCUCGUGAUCACACUCGUCCUGACCUGCCCUUCCUUUUCCCCUCGGUGAUGGACCAGGAUCCAUCUUUCCCUUUCCCACCUACUCUGCAUGAUCCAACAUGGUCACAGCGUGGUCCUGAGGAGUACCGUGGAGCUCUGAGUGGGAUUCUCAGUGUGCAGUGUGAGGAAAACAGAAUGGUGGUCAGCAUAGACAAGGAGAGCCUGCAGGCAACAGGUAUAAGUAAAGCCAACAUAACCCUGCAGGACCCACAAUGCAAAGCAACAUCCAACUCCACUCAUUACAUCCUGGAGACUCCACUGACUGGCUGUCAAACCACUAAAUACCCCAUGCACCACCCAAGCCCAGUGGUCCUCUACAUCAAUUCAAUCAUGAUCAGACAGUCAGAGAGCAGGGAUGGCAGCGGCUGGCCGACGGAUGAUGAAGAUCUGGAUUCAGAGAGACCAUCAUCGGGACACCACUCUAGCAUCUUGUUUAACUGCUCCUACCGUAAAGCUGAAGAUGCUCCUACACACUUUCGACUAGACUUUCAGCAUGAGCCUGUGGAAAAUGUGACAUUCAGCAUGGAGCUGUACAACACCAGCCUAUUCCGCCACCCACAACCUUCUUCCUUCUUCCAGGUCAUGGAGAACAAGCCCAUUUUUGUGGAGAUCUCAGUCACUAAGGCAGAUCCUGAUCUAAGCUUCAUGAUUCAGACAUGCUUUAUCUCUGAAAAUUCUAAUCAUGAGGUACUGUCUGAAUAUGUCCUCAUCGAGAACAUAUGUCCCAAGGAUGAGUCUGUCCAUUACUACCCUCAGAAGGUGGACAGGAAGCGAUUCAGCUUUGACUUCAGGUCAAAGUUCAAAGUACCAUUGCUCUUCCUGCACUGUGAGAUGUCCAUCUGCUCAAAGAGACACAACAUGCAUCAAGGACUGCCGAAGUGUAUGCUUCCUAACGAGGCCUGCACGUCUGUUAGCGGGGAAACCAUCAUCAAAAUGAUGAUGAACAGCAAAACCUCCACAAAGCCGUUGGUGGUCAUCAGUGAUGGUGAUAGUGAUGAAGAUCCCACAACCCACGCGCCCAUAGGGUUUACGAACAGCGAUCAACCUCACACACUGGACACCCCAACAGUGGUGGGCAUCGCCUUUGCAGCCUUUGUCAUAGGAGCUCUGCUUACUGGUGCGCUCUGGUUCAUCUAUUCCCACACAGGUGACUCAGCAGUGAGACAAAAUGUGCCGAGAUCCCAUCCUGCCUCAGAGAACAGCAGUGGAGCUCACAGUAUCGGCAGCACACAGAGCACACCAUGCUCCAGCAGCAGUAAUGCAUAGCAUACACAAACACACACACAAGCAUACACACACACACACACACACACACACACACACACUGUGGACCUGGCAGGUCACCACAAGAGUCUCCGAUCACAUUCAUUUUUUCUACACCAUCAAUCUUGGAUGCUUUCUGCGAGUAAAGGACUGAAUGAAUUUUGUAGAACAUCGCAUCUCGUAACCAGCUCGGCUUUCGUCCUAAAAUAUUCGGGAAUGUGAAAAAGGAGCAGAGACAAAAGCCUUGACAAAAUGUGGAUAAAAGAUGAAAAAUGCUGGUGAGGAACAAGGCAUGAGAACCACCUAUACCACCACAUUUAAUUUUUCCCAUAUAUGGUUGGAAAUGUCUGUUGAUAACAAAGCUUGUUUACUGCACUCUGUUCUUACCGUGUGGAAGCAUCUGGAAGAUGAGAGAGUUUGAUGCUGAGAGUGUGGUUGCACAAUGUUCGGUGUGCCAAAGCAAGCAUAAUUCUUUUCAGUCAAGAUUUCAGCCAAUUCAUAAUUAAUACAACAUCUGUCUGGUUCAGCAAUAAUAAUCCUAAAGGGGGAAAAAACAGACCACAUUUUUGACACAAACUACUGCAUUUUAUCCGUUUACUAGACAUCUAUGUUCCAGUGGAAAAAGCUCUAAAAAUGUUUUUUUUUUUAUUAUUAUUAUUAUUUUUGUUUUAUUUUUAUGUUCCACAGGCUGUAUUUCUUGUGUAAGACUUGUCAUAAAAGCAUAACAGCCAAACCAGCACUUAAUAUAAUAAUAUAUAAAAUUAUAGUUACUAUAUAUUACAGUAUGGUCACGUAAUAGAAUAACAGGCCUAAAAUACAUUAAUCUGUUAGAAGAAAAAAUAGAUUUGGGUUUCAGAAUUUAAAUUAGUAAUGAAAUAGUUUUUUCUUUCAACUUACCUCUUAAUAACAUUGAAUAUUGAUGUUUUUUACACCUUAUUGGUUGAGGCAAAGCCGAUAUUAUAAUAAUUUCCUGAUUCUUAUAUUUUAGGUCUUAUUUUAAUUGUGUUGCGUUAUUACAGCACUAAUGGCUUGUGAGUGUAAAUGUUUUGAUAAAGGUUUUAUCAGACAAAAAAAAAUAUCUAUAGAUAUACUGUAAAAAAUAAUUUUAUAUAUAUAUAUAUAUAUAUAUAUAUAUAUAUAUAUAUAUAUAUAUAUAUAUAUAAUAUUUUUGUAUAUAAAAUGUCUAUAAAGAAUUUUACAAUUAUGCUGAUAUUAUGCAAUGAUCUAAUCCUAAUGCUAUCUAAAGUUCACUACUUAAUACUAUGUGUUUCUAAUACUAGUAUAUAGAUGAUUCCUUAAAAAGAAAUCAUUUAAAGAAUUAUUUAUUUAUUAAUGUACAUGUGUCACAGCUGUACACAAUGAUUUGGCAUAAACAAUACAGCAAUUUUUAAUAGAUGUUCAUUAACCAGUAUGUAUCAUCACAAACUAUGUUAAAGCGUAUUUCAAUAAGAGCUUUACAUAGUGAAGAUAUCAAGAGGAGCCUCAUGAAUAAGGAGAAGCAGCAGCUUAGACCUCAUGAUUCAAUGAUUUAAUACAGAAAUCCUAGGUCUGACUAUUCAGAAAGAGAGAGUAGUUUAUUAACAGAUUAUAUUAUCUCUCUCAUGGCUAUAUUCGAUUUUAUGUGUACAGCAUGCAAUGUGCAAUUGUAGAAAUGUAACUAUAAGAAAUUUAAAGGCAAUUCAUCAGAAAGGUCUCCAGUAUUGGAAACAGAUUUAACACUUCCAGAUCAGAUGCCCAGUGUUGUAUUCACUCAUACAGCAUUCAUUGUGUGUAUGAAUGUAUGCAUGCAUGCACGCACACUCUCUACCCAAAGGUUUGUGGACACCUGAACAUCACAUCCAUAUGUGCUUAUUGAUUGCGUCCUGCUUUGCUUGUUAUAAUAACCUCCACUCUGGUAAACACUUUUCACCAGAUUCUGUGCUCAUUUAGACACAAGAGCAUUAGUGAGAUCAAACACUGAUGUUUGAUAAAGAGGUCCGGGGUACAGUUCAUCCCAAAGGUGUUAGGGCUCUGUGCAGGACACUUCAUUGACCUCGCUUUGUACACGAGAGCAUUGCCAUGUUGAACAGGUUGGACCUCUUCGAUCCAGUGAAGGGAAACUGUAAUUCUACAUCAUUCAAAGACAUUCAAGACAAAUGUGUCAAAAAUUAUGGCAAAGGUAUUGGGCAGAACCACAUACAGAAUAUUUGUGAUGAUCAGGUGUCAUGAAUUUUUACUGUAGUUAGAGAGAAAAAAUGCUUAAUGACUUGUUCUGGAGACCUAAAGCAAUACUUCAGCUGAAAAGAAAACGUAACAAGUUCCUUUUUAGACAUAUUAGGUUUCUGUACCAUUAAUCUACUAAUCUUUAACUGCCCCAAGCAUUUAAAUAAUCCAUUCACAUGCAGAGAAAGAUUUUAGACUAACAUUCCAACUAACAUCAUAUUACCGUAUGUGUUAUUGUAUAUUUCCUUUUCGCUUUGCCAUACAGUGCUUGUUUUUUAUACCGUUUAUGGUAGGUGUCAGUACAAAGUGAAGCCAAAGGGAUUCCCACCGUCACAAACAACCAUGAAUGUUGCCAUUUCAAAUAUGCCUUAAAAUCAGAUCCCAAAAUGAUGAAAUGAUUUGAGGAAUGAGGGGAGCUGGUUUGGCUUGGUUUGCUUUGUACCCAGCAUGCAGUGUAUUAUCUUCACAUGUGAAGCUUCAUAGAACUUUGUGCAUCUCAUAAUUGUGUCACGUGCUGCAGAAUCUAUAGAAUGUAUUUUAUUUUAAAGCUUUCAAGUGCAUGUUAACUUGUAUAGAUGUCUUCAAAACAGAGCAGAGUAUGAAAAUAUAUAGAUAAAUAUAUUUGUGUAUAAAAAUAUAUUUUUGAGAAAACUUAAGACCUAGAGCCAAACUAUGAUUUUAAUCAUAUACUGUGAAUUCUUUUCAGCUUAUUUCUGUAGAUACAAGGAUAUGGGACAAUACUAAAUGACACGGUUUAUUACAUCCACUUACCUGCUGUGCUGAAAUUAAUCCACUACCCAAAUCAUAUCUGAUCAGUCAUGGGCCUACAGUACAGUGGUGUGUUUGACAUGGUAGGCAGGAUAGAUCGAUGGAGGCUGACACGUGAUACAGACAAACUGCAGUCUGUAAUUACAUUUGCAGAGUGUACUUGUGUAGUAGAUUUUUCUGAUAAGCUGACAACUUUGUGUCUUCUUUUUCUUUUUUUUUUUUUUUUUUUGGAAGGUGUUUCCUGUGUGUAGCAAUUUUGGGUGAUAAACUUUUUUGUACAACAAACGAGCACAUGCUUUCAUGUAAACUCUAUACUUAUUUGUUGGAUGUGAGUGUGCACAUGUAAAGGAGUUUUUGUCACGUUGCCUAAAACUAUAGAGAUUAUUGUGUCUCAGACAACAUUAGUGGAGUAUUAUUAACAAAUAUUAACCAAACUUAAUUAAAAAAUAACUCAAAUUGUCACCCUCAUUUACAAGUCAUUUUUGGGUAAAAUAUUGUGGCUCGCUGAGUCAAAGGUCCUUUUGUCAAACAUUUUAAUGCAUGGCAUCUAUUAAAACAUUUGCAUCCAUAAAAAUAUGCCAAAUAUUAGAAGCCUAAAAAUGCCACAAAACCUGUAAACAAAAAUCUUCUCAAUGAGAACAAAGGGGGGUGAUAAAGGUGAAAGGUUUUUUUAAAACUUAUUUUUUUAUAUUCUGAUUGUUCUAACUGUAUUUGCUGUCUCUGUUUUUAAAUUGUGAUACUUACUGUUCUGCUUGUUUAGAACUGUUGCCAUAAAUUAAUCCCCUAAACAACAAUGCUGUCAUGAACAUUUGUGAAGUUGCAAAUUAUUUAAAAUGCAUACUCCACUGUAGUCAAGACAAAAAGACAAAAGCACACUUUCCUAGAAGGCCAGAUGCAUGUGCAUAUGCUUGUAUUUGUCUGUAUGUUUGCUGUUAUAUCUACCUCAAAUUUGUGUGUAUGUGUGUGUGUAUGUGUGGGUGUGGGUGAGCGUGUGUGUGCGUGUGUGUGUGUGUGUGGAUGCAUGCAUACCUUAUUGAGUUUGGAAUAGCUCUGUGUGCUGUUCUCCAAUACAUAUGCAUUUUAAGAAUCACUAAAAGCUGGAUGCUUAUUUUGUCAUACAGUACAUUAAAUUUAGUAAAUGUUAAUGUGAACUAAAACACACUUAAAGCCGCUCUGUUGACAAAUCAGGUCCGUCUGUUGGCUGUCUGAUUGUAUGUGAAACUUUUGUCUGUAAAUAAACUGUGCUGUAAAUAAGCAUGCUCUCUAAAUGUUCCAUGUGUGUAUAUAUAUAUAAAUAUAUCUAAAAUAAAGUCAUAUAAUCUUCA